Molecule: messenger RNA, 3256 nt
Organism: Solea senegalensis (Senegalese sole)
Lineage: Eukaryota; Metazoa; Chordata; Actinopteri; Pleuronectiformes; Soleidae
Gene: rapsn
Product: receptor-associated protein of the synapse, 43kD
Exons: 8
Coding region: 142-1413 (423 amino acids)
Biological process (GO): chemical synaptic transmission
Cellular component (GO): synapse
Molecular function (GO): acetylcholine receptor binding; protein-membrane adaptor activity
Source: RefSeq, a predicted model, not a curated record
UCUCAGCUCAGUCGGAGCUGAGAGAGCGGGAUCCGGUAGGCCUUUUGGCACCAGCCUCUCAAAGGAUCGACUUCAAGUUUUUCUGUGCAUGGCAAGGAUAUACUUUCUUGCUGCCUCACUGAAAUUGCAUGGCCUAAACAAAUGAAUAUUUUUACGAGGCACCUUGCACCAGAAAUGGGCCAGGACCAAACCAAGCAGCAGAUAGAGAAGGGCCUGAAGUUGUAUCAGUCCAAUCAGACUGACAAAGCCUUGCAUGUGUGGACAAAAGUUCUGGAGAAAACCUCAGAUCCUGGAGGGAAGUUCCGGGUGUUGGGGUGCUUGAUCACAGCUCACUUAGAAAUGGGAAAAUAUAAAGACAUGCUCAAGUAUGCACUUGAUCAAAUCGACACAGCCAGAGAGAUGGAGGAUCCCGACUACCUGACAGAAGGCUACCUGAACUUGGCACGCAGCAAUGAGAAGCUGUGUGACUUCCAGAAAACCGUCUCCUACUGUAAAACCUGCUUGAACAUGCAGGGCACCACUGUCAGUCUUCAGCUCAAUGGACAGGUAUGUCUUAGCAUGGGCAACGCCUACCUGGGCCUCAGCGUCUUCCAGAAAGCUCUGGAGAGCUACGAGAAAGCUCUGCGUUAUGCACACAACAAUGACGACAAAAUGCUGGAGUGCAGAGUCUGCUGCAGCCUGGGGAACCUCUACGUUCAACUUAAGGACUAUGAGAAAGCCCUCUUCUUCCCCUGUAAAGCAGCUGAGCUCGUCAAUGACUAUGGCAAAGGUUGGAGCCUCAAGUAUCGAGCGAUGAGCCAGUACCACAUGUCUGUGGCCUACAGGAAACUGGAGCGUCUACCAGAUGCCAUGGAGUGCUGUGAGGAAUCUAUGAAGAUUGCUCUGCAGCAUGGUGACCGUCCUCUGCAGGCUCUCUGCUUAUUAAACUUUGCAGACAUACACCGCUACAGGAAGGACACUGAUAAAGCAUUCCCUCGCUACGAGUCUGCACUGGGUAUUAUGACUGAGAUUGGAAACCGUCUUGGACAAGCACAUGUUUAUCUGGGUGUUGCAAAGUGUUGGCUUCUGCAGAAAGAAUUUGACAAGGCGCUCGAUUCUUUGCAGCGAUCACAGAUAUUAGCCGAUGGAAUGGGAAACAAGCUGUGUGCACUGAAGGUUCACUGCCUGAGUGAGGGGAUUUAUCGAAGCCAGGGGCAGGAGGAGAAGCUCAGAGAGCAGGUGGUGAAGUUCCUGCAGUGUGUCGAAGAGCUGGAGCUCUACUGUGGCAUGUGUGGAGAGUCCAUCGGGGACAGGGACCAAAAGCUGCAGUCCUUGCCCUGUUCCCACAUUUUCCAUUUCAGGUGUCUGCAGACAAACGGAACAAAAGGCUGCCCUAAAUGUUUCAAAUCCUCCAUGAAGCCUGGAUUUGUGUGACUGCGAGGCUGUGUUUGUGCGUUGGAUCUGCAGACACAGCGCGACGCCUGGAAGGCUCCUGACCGAUGUGAGAAGCAGGCAGCCUCAGGAUGUGCCACAGACGAGGAGUAAUAAUUCACUGCUCUUUGCAGAGGAUGCUGAACUGAACACAGAACUGUUCCAGAGCUUCUCUGAGGUCACGAUCAAUGCAUCCAUCUUAUUUACAGACAUCAGUCUGUGAGUGACUAAAGCUGAUGUAUAAAUGACAGAGCUACACUAAAGUAUAAGUUGAAGAAAAAAAAAAGAAGCUACAGUACAUUAUUUUUGACGGGAAGCGUCCGAAGAACAUGUGUUACUUAGUGUAUUUAGUGUAUUAGAAACAUUUAGGGAAAAAUGAGAUAAUAUGAUCUUUGGAAGAAUUGCUUGUUGUUCAAAUUCAACAUUAUUUUUACGCCAGCACUGCUCGAUCCUUACACAGCAGUUCAUUUCUUUUUUAUUCAGAACACAAGAGCCAUUUCUGAUUUCAUACUUGGUAUAUUUAUUAUUGUAUUCAUGUACAUACUAUUCUCGUAUAGAUCAGUGUUAAAGGUUUGAUUUAUUUGAGGUGUUUUAUAAAACCUGCAACAAACUAAAAUCUCUUAACCAUUCAAAAACUAGUAUGUCUUUACAAAACAUGUACAUACAGCGGUUUUUUUUUGUUUGUUUUUCUUUUCACGACGAAAGCCAGUCGAGCUGAAGUAUCGUGGUUAAAUGUGGUUUGCGAUAUUUGCAAUGCCAGACAAGGCUGAGUUACAUGUGUAUCCACGGAACUGUGUAUUCAUGUAUUUCAUCAUAUUCAGUGAUUUAUCAUUCAUAUUCCUUAUAUAUUCACUCAGUUUAUUUGAAUUAUUUAGCGAUUUGGUAUAAACUUGACUAAUUAGUUUGCUCCGUAGCUCAGUGUACUAAAUUUCUUUUCCUUAUUAGGGUUUUUUUCACACAGCAAAUACAUGAAAAAUAAGACUUGACAGCAAGAAUAACAGAAUAUAAACGUACGAGCGAUGGUGAGGUAGAAACAUAUAAGGGCUUUUCCUAAAACCACACUAAGAAGAACAUACAACAUAAGAAAAAACUACAUAAUAGAAUAGAUGGGGGUUAAAAAUAGUAAUGUCAGUGUUUGAAUUAUUAACCGAUCUUUAAAUUGGAUUGCUGUUGUCUAAUUAAAUCAAUUGUCUGAUUAAUUCUAAUGAAGUACUGCAGGAACAAAAUGCUAUUAACCACAACUCUCACCAAAACAACCAUAGUUAAGAAGGUGACACUGAUGUCGACAGAGAGAAUCCACACAAAACUGUUUUACUUCCCACUUUGUUGUUUUCUCUCAUCUUAGAAUGGGCUGACGUCAUGAGAGAGACCAACACAUUGACCUUUACUGCACAAGCACUUAUGUUUCUCACUGCAAGAACACGUACAUCACUGUUUUACCUCCCUUUGUUUGAGGUCACUGCUAAAUGAACGGUGUGCGUUUAGCUGUUGUCUAUUCAAUGUAUAACUCCUGUAAAUCCUGGCUAUUUUCUCCAUUGUUUAUCUUUGUCGUCUUGGGCAUAGAAGAUAUUUUUAUUUUAUUAUUUUUAACGGUGCAGCCGCUCAUCUUUAACAGUUUAAACUACCUCUGUUUUCGACUCCUCUUCAGAGGAUUAAUGCAGUAAUAACAAAACAUUUAAUAUGGAGAAUUGUUAUGUUUUUCUAGACGUCAUGUAGAUACAACUGAUUUACUAAGAAAACUGACAAAAAUGCAUUGUUAAUAUAUUUAUGCAUUGAGUCAAUGUCUAUGUUUCUGUGUCAAAUGUGGGGACAUUUCAUUAUGGAAAAUAAAGAACAGUAAAAGUGA